This is a messenger RNA of Ceratotherium simum simum (southern white rhinoceros), 2538 nucleotides long. The record is from RefSeq and is a predicted model, not a curated record. Lineage: Eukaryota; Metazoa; Chordata; Mammalia; Perissodactyla; Rhinocerotidae.
AUGGGACAAGGAGGACAGAAAGGCGGCUGGCAGGGCUCUGGGGAGCCCGCUGUGCCCCAGGAGAAGGCCCCCUCCAGGGCCAGCAGGGAGAGACCUAACAACCCGUUCCACCUGCAGCUGGCCUGGGCGAGCCCCCUGGAGACGCUGCUAGACGUGCUGGUGUCGGUGCUGCGGGCGCACGCCUGGGAGGACGUCGGCCUGGCGCUCUGCCGCGUGCGGGACCCCCAUGGUCUGGUGGCCCUCUGGACGAGCCGGGCUGGCCGAGCCCCGGAGCUGGUGCUGGACCUGGGCCGGCCGGACAUGGGCGAGGCGGGGCUGCGGGCACGCCUGGCCCCGCUGGGGGCGGUGGCGGGGGGCACGGCCCAGGUGCCCGCGGCCGUCCUCCUCGGCUGCGACGCCGCCCGCGCCCGCCGCGUGCUGCAGGCCGCGCCCCCGGGGCCCCACUGGCUGCUGGGCACGCCGCUGCCCGCUGAGGCCCUGCCCACCGAGGGCCUGCCGCCCGGGCUGCUGGCACUGGGCGAGGUGGCCCGGCCCCCGCUGGAGGCCGCUGUCCACGACGCCGUGGAGCUGGUGGCCCGGGCGCUGGGCAGCGCGGCCCGUGUGCAGCCAGAGCGAGCCCUCCUCCCCGCCGGGGUCGACUGCAACGACCCUCAGCCCGCCGGGCCCGAGUCCUCGGGCCGCCUCUUGGCGCAGUUCCUGGCUAACACGAGUUUCCAGGGCCGCACGGGGCCCGUGUGGGUGACCAGCUCCUCCCGGGUCCACAUGUCCCGGGCCUUCCGCGUGUGGAGCCUGCGCCAGGACCCUCGGGGCGCGCCGGCCUGGGCUACGGUGGGCACCUGGCGGGACGGGCGGCUGGAGCGGGAGCCGGGGGGCGUGGCCGCGCGGCCCCCACCCCCGCCGGGCGCCGGGGCGCGGCCGAGGCUGCGCGUGGUGACCCUGGUGGAGCACCCGUUCGUGUUCGCCCGCGAGCCGGACGAGGACGGCCAGUGCCCGGCGGGCCAGCUGUGCCUGGCGCCCGGCACCAACGACUCGGCCGCCCUGGACGCGCUGUUCGCGGCGCUGGCCGACGGCUCGGCGCCCCGGGCCGUGCGCCGCUGCUGUUACGGUUACUGCAUGGACCUGCUGGCGCGGCUGGCGGAGGACGCGCCCUUCGACGUCGAGCUCUACAUCGUGGGCGACGGCAAGUACGGCGCCCUGCGCGGCGGCCGCUGGACCGGCCUGGUGGGCGACCUGCUGGCCGGCCGGGCGCACAUGGCGGUGACCAGCUUCAGCAUCAACUCGGCCCGCUCGCGGGUGCUGGACUUCAGCAGCCCCUUCCUCGCCACCAGCCUGGGCAUCCUGGUGCGCGCGCGGGACGCCGCCUCGCCCCUCGGCGCCUUCACCUGGCCGCUGCACUGGGCCAUGUGGCUGGGCGUCUUCGCCGCCCUGCACCUGACCGCGCUCUUCCUCACGCUCUACGAGUGGCGCAGCCCCUAUGGCCUCACGCCCCGCGGCCGCAACCGCGCCACCGUCUUCUCCUACUCGUCCGCCCUCAACCUCUGCUACGCCAUCCUCUUCGGCCGCACCGUCUCCAGCAAGACGCCCAAGUGCCCCACCGGCCGCCUGCUCAUGAACCUCUGGGCCAUCUUCUGCCUGCUCGUGCUGUCCAGCUACACGGCCAAGCUGGCCGCCGUCAUGGUGGGCGACAAGACCUUCGAGGAGCUGUCGGGGAUCCACGACCCCAAGCUGCACCGCCCGCCCCCCGGCUUCCGCGUGGGCACCGUGCGCGAGAGCAGCGCCGAGGCCUACAUCACGGCGAGCUUCCCCGAGAUGCACGCGCACAUGCGGGGCCACAGCGCGCCCACCACGCCCCGCGGCGUCGCCAUGCUCACGAGCGACCCCCCCCAGCUCAACGCCUUCAUCAUGGACAAGGCGCUCCUGGACUAUGAGGUCUCCAUCGACGCCGACUGCAGGCUGCUGACCGUGGGCAAGCCCUUCGCCAUCGAGGGCUACGGCAUCGGCCUCCCCCAGAACUCGCCGCUGACCUCCAAGCUGUCCGAGUCCAUCAGCCGCUACAAGUCCUCGGGCUUCAUGGACCUGCUCCACGACAAGUGGUACAAGAUGGUGCCUUGUGGGAAGCGCGUGUUCGCCGUUACAGAGACCCUCCAGAUGGGCAUCUACCACUUCUCGGGGCUCUUCGUGCUGCUCUGCCUGGGCCUGGGCAGCGCCCUGCUCUGCUCUCUGGGCGAGCACGUCUUCUACCGCCUGGCGCUGCCGCGCAUCCGCAGGGGCCACCGGCUGCAGUACUGGCUGCACACGAGCCAGAGAAUCCACCGCGCCCUCCACGCGGAGCAGCCCGACGGGCAGGAGGAGCCGCAGCCCAGGGCUCCUGAGGAGCAGCGGGAGGACACUCCGGCCGCGCCCGCGGGCCCGGGGCGCUGGACACGGGAGCGCCACGUGCGCUUCCUGCUGGAGCCGGCGGGGGCCGCUGUCGCACCGGACGCGGACACAGACGCGGACGCGGCGGGGUCGCCCGAGGGCCCCGUCUGGCUCUGCUCC